CCUUAUCCUGAUCUGUCUCAGAAAAGAGAAAAAAACAACUCAGCUGCUGAGCUGCCAAUUCAGCUCUCUCUCUCGCCCUCAUUAUCUGAAAAAGAAUUUCUAUUUCAUGCUCCACAAGGAAGAGAAAGAGAAGCUUGACCCCCCACUAGGCCACCACUAAGUUUGAGGGUCAGCUACAGUUGUCCUAGCAGCAGCAGCAGCAAGCAGCAAAAAAAAUUAUUCAAAAACAAUUAAAAAAAUAGUAUCUAUUGAUCCCACAGCGGGUCAAAUGAUCAUGGAAGGUGAUGAAAAUGGGAUCCGCACCAGGCCCAAUUUUCCAUUACAGUUUCUCGACAAGAGAAAGGAAGAAGAAGAAGCAGCUGCCUCCUCCUCCAGCUACGGUGGCGCUCAUGAGUCCGCUGCAGCUGUUUCUUCAAAGGCCGUGGUUGUUGCCCGAUCUAGUUCCGAUGUUUCCAGCAUUCAAGAAAAGAAGCCGGCUCCUCCCAAGAGGACGUCAACUAAGGACAGGCACACCAAAGUGGACGGUCGCGGCCGCCGGAUCCGCAUGCCUGCCACGUGCGCCGCUAGGGUUUUUCAGCUAACGAGAGAGCUAGGGCACAAGUCUGAUGGGGAGACCAUCGAGUGGCUGCUCCAGCAGGCAGAACCUGCCGUCAUCGCUGCCACUGGGACCGGCACGAUUCCUGCAAACUUUACAUCCCUCAACAUCUCGCUUAGGAGCUCGGGGUCGAGCUUGUCGGCGCCCUCGCACUUGCGGACCAGCGGCUACUACAAUAGCACUAGCAACUUAUUGUUCGGUGGCGGCGCUGUGGCUGCAUCACAGAUGAUGGAGGAGCAGCAGCGCAGGAGGGUGUUGUUUCCGGGGGUUGAUUUGUCUCCGUCGUCAAUGUUGUUGAAUUUCAACUCCGGAAAUGUGAAUGCGAUGAUGGAAGCAAAGCAAGAAAUGCGCGAUCAAGGUAAUAAUAAUAAUAGUUCUACUACUACUCUAAAUCUUGAUCAUAUGUCUAGAGAGGGGAGUAGUAUAGGAAGAAAGAGAAGACCAGAUGAACAAGAUUUGUUAUCGUCAUCCUCGUCCCAAACUAGUCAUAGUCAAUUGGGGAACUACAUGUUGCAAUCGAACACGGGGUCCAUUCCGGCCAGCCAGAGUACGAUUCCGGCGACAUUUUGGAUGGUGGCGAAUAAUCCUUCUAGUACCAACAACCAAGGCCAGGCUGGGAAUAUGAGUGGUGGUGGCAGCGGGGCACAUCUUCAUCAUCAAGACCCGCCUAUGUGGACAUUUCCCACUAUAAAUGGUAACCAUGGGCUGCAUUUCAUGAAUUUUGCUCCUCCAAUGGCAUUAUUACCAAGCCAAGUGCAAUUGGGAGCCUCGGGAUUGAGCGCUGGUGGUGGCGGCGGAGGAGGCGCAACAGCGGACAGCAACUUGGGGAUGCUGGCGGCACUCAAUGCCUACCGGCCAAUUCUCGGCAGUGGUGCUCCGGUGAAUGGGCAGCAUUCAUCAGAAGAUGCAGAUGAGGGACAGCAUGAUGAGAAUUCAAAUGCUAGCCAACGUUAAUCCUAUGUCAACUACAAGAGUACUUAAUUAGGUUGGUUGGAUUUUAAUUAAGCGCUUUCGUACUAAUUGUUUUAGUAAUUAGGUAGUUAAGUUUCUAAGAGUGUGCAUAUAUGUUCGAUCAUUUGGGCGCAACAAGUGUGCAUAUAUGUUCGAUCAUUUGGGCGCAACAAGUUAUUAUGCGCGCGAGUUUGAUUGCUUUGCAUUUGAGUUGAAUGUUGGAUUUUAGUGUGAAACUAUAUAUGAUGGAUCAAUCACAAGUCUGAAGAUUUUAGGGUUUUGAGUGAGAGUCAGAAGAGACUAUGUAUUAACAAACGUGAUGGUUUUGUUUUAC
This is a messenger RNA of Argentina anserina (silverweed cinquefoil), 1880 nucleotides long. Its product is annotated as transcription factor TCP15. The transcript has a single exon. Gene Ontology annotation, cellular component: nucleus. Gene Ontology annotation, molecular function: DNA-binding transcription factor activity; sequence-specific DNA binding. Lineage: Eukaryota; Viridiplantae; Streptophyta; Magnoliopsida; Rosales; Rosaceae. The record is from RefSeq and is a predicted model, not a curated record. The coding region runs from base 269 to 1549 and encodes 426 amino acids.